AUGAGCAACAAGGAAUAUUUUGAAUUAUUACCGGCCGUUCUAAAAAAUUUCUUCAAGAAAUAUCCACCAACAAUCCAAUAUAGUGUCAAGCCAACUUCAACAAACUCUAUAACUGCCAACCCAUUUUUAUUUAAUAGGCAUCCUGUUACUAAUAAAGCUCAUGAUCCAAAAUAUAGUUUAAGAAGAAUGAGUGUUUUAUAUAAAUUGGCCAAAUUAUAUGGUGUUGAAUCUUUUUUACCACCCAUCACCAAUAAGAAAUUUUUUGAAGAAAAAUAUGAAGCAAAAAAAUUCAUGAGAGGUGUUAUAAAACCAAAGGGACACAAACAUGAAUUAAGUGCAGAAAGUCGUAUGAAAAAAAUGCAAGAUGCGAUUAAGAACGCAGAUAAGUUCAUUGUAGAAUCUAAAAGUGUUAGAUAUAGAAAAAAAUUGGAACAAAAAUCCAAAGAAAAGAGAGUUAGUUGGUUUUAA
Molecule: messenger RNA, 468 nt
Organism: Saccharomycodes ludwigii
Lineage: Eukaryota; Fungi; Ascomycota; Saccharomycetes; Saccharomycodales; Saccharomycodaceae
Gene: MRPL25
Product: mitochondrial 54S ribosomal protein mL59
Exons: 1
Coding region: 1-468 (155 amino acids)
Cellular component (GO): mitochondrial large ribosomal subunit
Molecular function (GO): structural constituent of ribosome
Source: RefSeq, a predicted model, not a curated record